Molecule: messenger RNA, 1363 nt
Organism: Carassius carassius (crucian carp)
Lineage: Eukaryota; Metazoa; Chordata; Actinopteri; Cypriniformes; Cyprinidae
Product: hsp90 co-chaperone Cdc37-like 1
Exons: 8
Coding region: 163-1212 (349 amino acids)
Biological process (GO): protein stabilization; protein folding
Cellular component (GO): cytoplasm
Molecular function (GO): heat shock protein binding; protein-folding chaperone binding
Source: RefSeq, a predicted model, not a curated record
AUCACGUGACACGGAAGUUGUCAUAAGGAGCUAAAAAGAGGUGCAGAGAGGACUGCUGAUGUUAUAACCUGAAAAUAACUCUCUCUGCUGGCUUACAUACUAGAGGACUGUGGGUGUUUGUCGGGUCGUGAGCGAUAUAAACAGCAGAAGACGUCCGCGGAGAUGGAGUGGUUUAGAGGCGGCGUGUUUCAAGCUGAACCGGACCGAAAGGAAACCAUGCCCCGCGCACACCCACAAGAGCCCAGUGUGGAGAGCGUGGCAUCUCUGUGCCUGAGUCAGCAGCGCUGUGUGAAGGCCUCGAUCGUGUCGCAGUGGCAGCUGGCCGAGGCGCAGGAUCAGCUCUGUGGUUUGGAGCUGCACAGCUCUGAGUCUGUGGAGCAGGAGCGCGCUCGAGCCCUGGCCUCCUCCACAGAGCUCUCGCAGACCGAGCAGGAGUGGAGACAUAAAGAGAGCUUGCUGGGACGGAGCCCCACUCUGUGCCCAGGGGCCAGCCGAGAUGUGUUUGACAAGAGUAUCAUAAACAGUUCACAGUCUUGGCCUUAUGAAUCCCAUCACGAUAAGAACAUAAGCUUCAUCCAGCGUAAUGAAGAACUCUUGAAACAUUUUGGUAUGUUGAGGAGGUGGGAUGAUAGUCAGCGCUUUCUAGCAGAGUACCACCAUCUCAUCUGUGAAGAAACGGCCAAUUACCUGAUCCUGUGGUGCUUCCGUCUGCAGGCAGAGCAAAAAGAGGCAUUAAUGGAGCAGGUGGCUCAUCAGGCAGUCGUCAUGCAGUUUAUUCUGGAAAUGGCCCGCAACACUCAGCAGGACCCACGAGGCUGUUUCCGUCAGUUCUUUCAGAAAGCUAAAGCCGGGCAGGAGGGAUACUUGGACGUCUUCCACACAGAACUCAACGACUUUCUGCAGAGAGUUAAAGAGUAUACCAUGAAAUCAAAAGGAGAAACCCCAAAGGAUACAGUGCACCAAAACACACCGCCAGGCUGUCAGCUCGACCCCAAGGAGGUUUUUGAGUCUUUGCCACCGGAGCUGAAAACAUGCAUCCAGAUGCAGGAUAUGCAGAUUCUUCAGAGCGUGCUGAGCAGCAUGAACCCGCAGGUGGCAGAAUACCACGUGAAGCGUUGCUUGGAGGCAGGACUUUGGACGAAUAUACCACGAGCUUCCAAAGAAGAGAGUUCAGAAACCAACGAGUGGAGAAUGAUGGAGAGCUUGCAGUGAAGACUAGCAGUCCCUGACUAAACCUCACUAGAAAAACAGCUUUGGGUCACAGGACAGGAAGAACAAGGCCUGUGCUCGUAUCUGUGCCUGGAUGUGUGCUGCACUUUAUACUGGUUGAAAAGAGAAAGUAUUUUAAAGAGAUAGGGAACUG